Messenger RNA from Elaeis guineensis (African oil palm), 1546 nucleotides. RefSeq lists its product as uncharacterized. Lineage: Eukaryota; Viridiplantae; Streptophyta; Magnoliopsida; Arecales; Arecaceae. The record is from RefSeq and is a predicted model, not a curated record.
AUGACCUUGAAAACCUUUGGAACAUGAAGGUCGUAUCCUUUUGGCCCCCUCGAUUUUACCCAGUAUUCGGUGUUUGCGUUGCAAACAUCCCAACUCCAUUAAAUCCUUCUAAAUUUGACGACCCUUGACCUCUAUUUAAUCCUUUGUCCUCCCCCUCCCUGAACACCUUUGAUUGAUCUGACUAAUAAAGACAGAGUGACAUAAGAAAUGGGUUGGGCUAAGGUACCGUUUCUCUUGGUGGCCCUCCAGGCCAUCACCCUUUUAUUAUUGCCAAAGAGAGCCACCGCAGAUAAUGUUUGUGAUGGCAAGGAUUGUGGGCAGGGGAUCUGCAAGCCAUCAGACGGUAUGUUUGGGUAUGUGUGUGAGUGCAAACCCAACUGGUCUCAGUUCCACAUUGGAGACUAUUUGCGCUUCCUCCCCUGCACAAUUCCCGGGUGUUCCAUCAAUUACUCUUGCAACAAUGAAUCCUCAGCUCUGGCACCCUCACCACCCUCCCCACCACCAAAUGGAUCCAUCUUUGAUCCAUGCCGUUGGUCCUAUUGUGGAGGCGGUACAUGCGUAAAGACAUCAACUUUCAGUCACCGUUGUGAAUGUAAUGAGGGUUACUUCAACCUUGUCAACGUCAGUAGCUUGCCAUGCAUAAAAAAUUGUUCUCUUGGGGUAGACUGUGCAGAGAAAGGGAUCUUGCCAAAUGCCUCAUCUCCAUCUCCACCUCCACCUCCACCUCCAUCUACGUCUCCACCUUCUCCUCCACCUCCCACCGGCAAUUCAUCAAGUGAUGAUGAUAUUUGCAAUGGCAAGGACUGUGGGCAAGGAACCUGCAAGCCAUCGGACAGUCUGUUUGGGUAUGUGUGUGAGUGCAUACCCAACUGGUCUCAGUUCCACAUUGGAGAUCAUUUGCGCUUCCUCCCCUGUAUAAUUCCUGACUGUUCCCUCGAUUACUCUUGCGACAACAAAACCUUGGCUCCGGCACCUUCACCACCCUCAGCACCACCAAAUGACUCCAUCUUUGAUCCAUGCCACUGGUCCUACUGUGGAGGCGGUACAUGCAUAAAGACAUCAAUUUUCCAUCACCAUUGUGAAUGCAAUGAGGGUUACUUCAACCUUCUGAACAUCAGUAGCUUGCCAUGCAUAAAAAAUUGUUCUCUUGGGAUAGACUGUGCAGAGAAAGGGAUCUUGUCAAAUGCUUCAUCUCCAUCUCCAUCUCGAUCUCAAUCUCCCACGGGCAGUUCAUCAGAUUCCAUUAUUUCAAGCAGCCUGAUAUGGUUCUUCAUAUCAAUGUUUUGUCUCUUAAUGCUUUGAGCAAACUUGGAACUCAGAUCAUUAGAGUUGAGAUUCUUCGCCUGACUUUCGGCGUAUCAACAUGUGGUUUUUAUCUACAGAAGAUAUUUACAUCAUCCCCUUGUUGGUCUCUCCCUCUCUCUGUGUGUGUGUGUGUCUUAGAUUUCAUGCGAACAAUAUUUAAAGUACCCUGUACUUGUUGAACUUGGAGUUUUGGAUUCAAGUUCUUGUAUUAGAAAAUGGUGAUAUAUAGAAAAAUGCAUGU